UUUUGUUUCAUACCUUCCAGAUGGAGCAUUACCAAAACCUGGCAUUUUAGACUCUGUCAUUGCAGAGAAACACCAGAUGGUGGAGCUCAUGCCAGGGUCUGGUGUAUUUGUCUUCGUCCAAGAUAUUGAGGAAUGCAAGAAGGCAAAGACUGUGAUCUGUGGCACUCCUCAGCACGGCUGGCGGAUGGCCAAGCUAUUCAUGAACAAGUUCUGGUCUCGGGAGGAGUUUGUGGGAAGCAGUCUGGCCAAUACCCCCGGGAAAAGGGCUCUAGACCAGAGGACUACCAGUGCAAUCAAAGGCUUCUGUGUCCAGCCGACCACAGCGACGUAUGGACAAAUCAGACAGGCGAUGGCCUCGAAACUAACAAGUGCUACGGUGAAAGACCGCCUUAAAAGAACUGAAACAACAAUGUGAAUAAUAUAUGGAUUGAUGGGACAUCUCAAAAAAA
Mizuhopecten yessoensis (Yesso scallop) is the source of this 449-nucleotide messenger RNA. RefSeq lists its product as uncharacterized. The record is from RefSeq and is a predicted model, not a curated record. The transcript is spliced from 3 exons. The coding region runs from base 77 to 415 and encodes 112 amino acids. NCBI's taxonomy places the organism in Eukaryota, Metazoa, Mollusca, Bivalvia, Pectinida, Pectinidae.